Chanos chanos (milkfish) is the source of this 1256-nucleotide messenger RNA. It is a transcript of the gene fen1, whose product is annotated as flap structure-specific endonuclease 1. Gene Ontology annotation, cellular component: nucleus. The coding region runs from base 46 to 1185 and encodes 379 amino acids. The transcript has 12 exons. The record is from RefSeq and is a predicted model, not a curated record. NCBI's taxonomy places the organism in Eukaryota, Metazoa, Chordata, Actinopteri, Gonorynchiformes, Chanidae. Gene Ontology annotation, molecular function: 5'-3' exonuclease activity; RNA-DNA hybrid ribonuclease activity; DNA binding.
AGAUUAAAAACAGGGAGCAGGGACGUAUUCAGAUUUUCCGACACCAUGGGAAUUCACGGACUUGCAAAGUUAAUCGCCGACCAGGCACCCUCGGCUAUCAAAGAGCAAGACAUCAAAAGCUACUUUGGACGGAAGAUCGCCAUUGACGCAUCCAUGUGCAUAUACCAGUUUCUUAUUGCGGUCAGACAGGAUGGAAACGUGUUACAAAACGAAGAUGGCGAGACCACAAGCCAUCUGAUGGGGAUGUUUUACCGGACUAUCCGGAUGCUGGAGAGUGGCAUUAAACCCGUUUACGUGUUUGACGGCAAGCCCCCUCAGCUCAAAUCGGGAGAGCUGGAGAAGAGAGUAGAGAGGAGAGCGGAAGCUGAAAAGCUACUGGCUCAGGCCCAGGAAGCAGGGGAACAAGAGAACAUUGACAAGUUCAGCAAACGUCUAGUGAAGGUUACCAAGCAACACAAUGAGGAGUGUAAGAAACUGCUCACUCUGAUGGGAGUCCCUUACAUUGAGGCUCCGUGUGAGGCAGAAGCCAGCUGUGCGGCCCUGGUGAAAGCUGGUAAAGUUUUCGCCACGGCAACCGAAGACAUGGACGGACUGACGUUCGGCACCAACGUGCUGCUGAGACACCUGACUGCCAGUGAAGCAAAGAAACUGCCCAUUCAGGAGUUCCAUUUCAGUCGGGUUCUUCAGGAUGUCGGCCUCACCCACGAGCAGUUCAUAGACCUGUGUAUACUGUUGGGUUGUGAUUACUGUGGAACCAUCAAAGGAAUCGGACCGAAGAGAGCCAUAGACCUGAUCAAACAGCACGGUUCCAUCGAGGAGAUUCUGGAGAACAUCGACCCAGCUAACCCUGCCCCAGAGGACUGGUUGUAUAAGGAAGCGAGAGAACUCUUUCUCAAGCCAGACGUGAUAGACUGCUCCACCGUGGAGCUGAAGUGGACGGAACCAGACGAAGACGGCCUGGUCCAGUUCAUGUGCGCGGAGAAACAGUUCAGUGAGGAACGUAUUCGUAACGGCUGUAAGAAAAUCCUGAAGAGUCGACAGGGCAGCACGCAGGGUCGACUGGACACGUUCUUCACGGUCACUGGCUCUUUGUCGUCCAAACGCAAGGAACCUGAGGUGAAAGGAUCCGUAAAGAAGAAGCAGAAGACAGGUGCCACGCCGGGGAAAUUCAAAAAAGGUCGAUAAAAAAAAUCUGGGAGCAGGGCAAAGCUCCGAAGUGUAGCGACGAAAAGUUCAGCGGACCGGGAUCACCUGUC